Drosophila gunungcola (fruit fly) is the source of this 3913-nucleotide messenger RNA. Its product is annotated as lateral signaling target protein 2 homolog. Bases 522 to 3563 code for a protein of 1013 amino acids. The transcript is spliced from 5 exons. NCBI's taxonomy places the organism in Eukaryota, Metazoa, Arthropoda, Insecta, Diptera, Drosophilidae. Gene Ontology annotation, molecular function: metal ion binding. The record is from RefSeq and is a predicted model, not a curated record. Gene Ontology annotation, cellular component: early endosome membrane.
CUUCCACCUCUAAAUCGAAAAAAAACUUUGAACGGAACGCACGGAUGUCGACGGAAAUCGCGAAGGGCGGAUGAGUGCUGCGCGAGUGUAACUUAAUGGAAUAGUUUACAAUCCAGAGCUCCGAGUGGCCAGCUUCCGCUUCGACGCACUGCUCUGCAGGCUUUUAAUGCAAUUCGACGCAGUUUCCGCGAGGGAAAUGCAGCUCCAGUGAUGAGACCGCAGAGUCACGCGUGUGAAGCGCACGAAAAGUGAAAAAAAAGCAAGAGGGAGAAAAAACAACAGAAACAGUGGCAUUUAAACAAAAUUCACAAAAAGUGUUAAAAUCAGUAAUGUGCAUUUAGCAAUUGCCAAACAAAUUGCAUUGUUUCUUUGUUUUGUUUUUGGCUCGCACGCGCUAGUGUUGGUGUGAGUAAAGAGUGCGCUGCUGUGUGUGUGUGAGCGACAGCAAGGACAACAAACAAGCAGAAGAGAGAGAUAGAGAGAAGCAACAACUGUGGAGCUGCAGCUGGAAAAAAAGAACGAUGGACACGUUUCGCAAGUGGCUGAACAAACCCAAGGCUGAUGACAAAUCGCUGCUGGCCCGCUUCUUUCAUGCGGACCGAUCCCUCACAGCUGUGGCCAGCGAAUUGGACAGCUUCGAUGGACGGGCGGAGCCGGAUCGGUGCACCAGACUGGUCAGCAGGCUGCGUCAGAAUCAGGACAAAGUGCUGGCCAUCACGAAUUUGAUAAUGGAGGAACUGCUGGGCGAAGAUCGUGAUCCGCGUGCCUUCCGCGCCAAGUUCCCCGAGGAGGUGCUCCAGGAGAAUCUGGCCGGGCAGCUGUGGUUCGGCGCCGAGUGCCUGGCUGCUGGAUCCUCGAUCAUGAACCGCGAGACGGAGAGCAAGGAGAUGCGUCCACUGGCGCAGGCGGUGACCAAGAGCUUGGGCAACGUCCGCGUCCUGCUGCGGGACCAGUGUUUGAAGAACAACGUGCCCAACAGCAAGACACUGCACCUGGACCUGAACGACACCACCACAGAGCAGCUGUACGAGAGUCUGAAGAUCUUCGACCGCUUGUUUGCCGAAUUCGAGUUGAGCUAUGUGAGCGCCAUGGUGCAGGUGAAGUCGCGCCAUGAGUACGAGAUGCAGCAGUGGAUCGGGGUGCUAUUCUCGGAGACGCUGCAGCGGGCUCUAAAGAUUGGGCUGCUCGAUCAGGACAUGGUGGAUGCCUUCGAUCCCGGCCUGAUGUUCUCCAUUCCUCGCCUGGCCAUCGUUGCCGGUUUGGUGGUCUAUGCCAAGGGACCGCUGAACAUGGACAUGCCAGGCGAUCAGCUGUCUGAGAUGUUCCGUCCCUUCCGCACAAUCCUCAUCAAGAUCCGCGAUCUCCUGCGCAACCUCAACAAACAGGAGCUCUACCAGCUGGAGAAGCUGCUGUGCACCAACGAAGACAUCAACACCAAGGUGCCACUUGGUUCGAGCAGCAUCGAGGCACCCAGUCCGGAGCAUAGCUCCAAUCCUGCGGCAAGUGGCAGUCAGUAUAACAACAGCAGCAGCAAUAAUAACCACAGCAGCGUUAGCACCACAACCACGGGGACAACCAAUACGCACAGGACUGUGGAGCGGCUGGUGGAUCAGCGAAACAACAAUAACAACAGAAACAGCAUCAGUAGCACCAAUCCAACUGUGGAGGAGGCUACCUUGCGCUCUCCGUCCAUGUUGUCGUUAUCGCCCACCAGCACGCCCACCGCCUCGCCCGCCCCCUCGCCCACGCCCUCGCACUCGAUAGCCUCCACCUCGUCGGCGGCCACCAGCUCCACAAAUCCGCCAGCGGACUGGAGCGACGGCGAUGACGAGGACGAAGACGACGAUGACAUUGAGGUGGAUGAGGAGGAUUUGGAGAGCAGCGACGACGACACAGACGAGGAGCAGUUGCUCAAGGACAUUGUGGCGGCAGACUGUGCCUCCGGCUACCUCAUACCCAACACCAAUCUGGGCAACCUGCUGCAGCCCCAGGAGGUUCCUCUCACGGACAACUUCGUGGCCAGCGAAGACGACGAGUACGGAACGGGAGAGCAGCAGAGGCAGCGGGGGCCCGAGGAGGAGGAGCCCAGCACGAGUGCUGCCAUGCUGGCGGCCACCCGCACCCUGCAGCGGCUGCGCCUGCCCAGCAGCGACACCGAUCCUUUAGCCGAGCCCACGACAAUCAAAGCGUCCGAGGAACAGCUGCAGAAGCAGCAGCAGGAGCUGCAGCCGCAGCCAGCCGUGCCCAGCGGACGCCACCGGGAGAGUCACAGUCACCGCCAACACCAGCGCCACCACCACCACCACCACCAUCAUCACCAUCACCCACAUCAGGAUCAGCAUCAGCAUCAGCACCGCCAGCCGCAUCCGCAUCGCACAACUCGCAGUGGUCGCAAGCGCUGCAGUCUGGAAGCGCCGGAGGCGGAGACGAAUACGGCUGAGAGGGAGCAGCACCUGGCCAGUGGCGAUACCAGUGCCGCCUCCUCGCUGUCCGACGACGUGUCGCUGGCAAUGCGCAACACCACGGCACGACUCAAGUUCAAGAGCACCGAAAAUCUACUGCACCGCCUGUUUGUCUGCAUCGCCGGGGUAGCCGACCAGCUGCAAACGAACUUCGCCUCUGAUCUGCGCCAGAUUCUGCGCAGCGUUUUCCUCAUGAAUAUGUCGUCCGCUCAGGAGGAGAUCGAAAUACCGGAAAAGACAAAGGAGUCGGAGCUGUUCGAGUUCCGGGCAUCCGAGAACGAUGUGAUACAGGAGAGCGCCGGCUCCAACCAAAGCAUUUACUCAGCGGAGGAGGUCAAUCCCGAGCUGGACAAUGUGUUCAGCGCCGGCGGUGGCAGCCAGGCCACUGGCCAGCGCCAUUCCGCUGGCGCCAGUAUGCAGCGGAACAACACUAUCGAUCUGGCAGGCCAGCCCGGCGAAGGAAGCCCCAGUGGACCAACGAUGGCCAGCAGUCGUGCGCAUGUGACGCGCAGUCGAAGUCUUGGCGAUCAAGAGGUGGCCAACACGGCCACGAGCAGCACCAGCAGCAACCACCUGCAUCAGCAUCAGCAGGAGCAGCAGCAACAGCAGCACCAGUUGCAGAUCCAACUGCAGCGGCAGCGCAACAAUUCCGUGGGCAGCAACACGCCCUCCAGCGCCUCCUCAACCAGUUCCAGCUCCGAGCAGAAUUCCCCGGUGAGUGCCAGGAGCGGCAGUCGCCGGCGCCUGCAGAGCAACAACGAAACCCAGAUGCCCUCCUCGGCCACGUCCGCCACGUCGGCCACGCUCUCUCCGCCCGCCUGGAUUCCCGACGGCAAGGCGCCACGAUGCAUGGCCUGCCAGACGCCCUUCACUGCCUUCCGACGGCGCCAUCAUUGCCGCAACUGCGGCGGCGUCUUCUGCGGCGUCUGCUCCAAUGCCUCCGCUCCGCUGCCCAAGUACGGACUGACCAAGGCGGUGCGCGUCUGCCGGGACUGCUAUGUGCGCGAGGUACGCUCGGGACUGGGUGUCCAAGGCGUCCAAGGUGUCCAAGGUGUCCAGGGAGUGCAGAAUGUCCAGAGCGUCCAGGCAACCGCCUCUUAGGAUUGGCCAAAGGCGCUAGCCAGCGCAGCUGACGACCAAAAAUGUGGCCAAGAUGGAGACGGAGGAAAAGCAAACUGUGACUCGCAAUUGUUCCGCAAACAAUGUUUUCUUUAUUUUAUACGUAACCGUAAUCCCAUUAAAACUGGGCCCAUGACCACAGCCAGGGCCCGAGUAUAUAUAUCACAUAUAGUAUAUAUAUCUUAAAUAUAUAUAACCAUAGCUAUAUAUUUUUUAUUUCCAAAACAUUGACCAACCGAGCGUCUAUCAAAGCUUCGAUCCGAACCACAACGACAUUUGUUCAUAUCAAAAGAUAGCGCCAGCUUUAAGUUCGGCUUGCAUUUUUACAAAUA